Molecule: messenger RNA, 2123 nt
Organism: Acanthaster planci (crown-of-thorns starfish)
Lineage: Eukaryota; Metazoa; Echinodermata; Asteroidea; Valvatida; Acanthasteridae
Product: SMAD family member 6-like
Biological process (GO): regulation of transcription by RNA polymerase II; SMAD protein signal transduction; anatomical structure morphogenesis
Cellular component (GO): heteromeric SMAD protein complex
Molecular function (GO): I-SMAD binding; transcription regulator inhibitor activity
Source: RefSeq, a predicted model, not a curated record
UCUCGUGUACAUUUUCUUCAGAUGUACGUUGUACAUGGUUUGGGUCACAUGUGCGCGUGUUAUUAUCGUGCCUAGUGUUGUGAUUCUUGAUCUUUUUUCCUCUGCAUGGAAGUUGUAAGUUGGAGAUCGUGACUGUGGACGAUCCAGGAUAGCCUGAUGCAUGUACCAGUGGGAUUUGUCCUCGCAUUGGUGCUGCGGAAGUGUACGUAAUCGGGUUGUGGAUGCGAGGCGCUGUGCUGGCGUCACCUUGCCGCGGAGUAGGCCAACGCACUGACUGUGGCCCAACCGUAUGACGACGCGAUCUGACCGCGGGGGUGAACCUACACAUAAGGCUUAGCCAGGCACGCUGGGUGAGCAUUCAUUACCGAGAUAACGAAUGGUGUGUGGAAAGAGAUACUGUGUUAAGAGCUGGAUUGCCGUACAGCAAGGCCCUCAUCAACCACCACUCAACCGAGCAGGGCCGGUGCGUUCAUGCCAGCCCCUUGCUGCUGCAUGAUUCUACCUACCUUGAAUGCCGCGAGAUCGGAGUGGAUUUAACUUGCUUUGAGGGGUCCAGCGUAUGGAAUGGUCAUUGAGAGACUCCGUGGGCUAUGACCGUGUGCUCCAAUCCUAUGUCGCAUGUUCAAGUCCAAGCGCACGGUACUUAUCCGGCGACUCUGGAGGAGCCGUGGUGGUGGUGCUUGCCCCACCGGCGAACAAGGCCCCGAUAGUCAGGGAUUCGACCGCGACUCGGAGAUCGACUCCGAGUUCAAAUCAGCCGCCCACAGCCUCCUGAAACGACUCAAGGACCGGCAACUUGAGCUGUUGCUCGAUGCCGUGGAAAGCCGUGGAACCACUACCACCGCCUGUGUCCCCCUACCCAAGGGGGAGAUACGGCUGGGGAGGGGACGGACCACGCUGCCGCACGUGUUGUGCUGUCAGCUCUACCGCUGGCCUGAUCUCAAACAUGCUGCCGAACUCAAGAGACUUCAUUUCUGCUGUCAAUCCGACCGGGAUUUGGAAGACCUUAGCUCAGGAAAUGUAUGCUGCAACCCUUAUCAUCUCAGCCGUUUGUGUCAGCCAGAAUCGCCGCCACCUCCAUACAGUAGAUUUCCGGUCGAGAGGUCCAAAACGGAAGCCGCCAGCCUCAGCCAGAGUCGUUUCACCCAGGCCUCCAUCUCUACGACUGGCUCCACUGUGGAUUUUGGCGAAAGCACCGAAACAGGAAAUACACCAAGUCAGCGGCAUCAACCCUACGCAGAUGCAGAUGCUCAGGACAGUAGAGGGCAGCCUCACUGGUGUCAUAUAGCAUAUUGGGAGCACCGGUCACGAGUGGGACGCAUGUACACAGUAUUCUUGGACUCUGUAAAUAUCUUCUAUGAACUACCUCACGGAGACGGGUUCUGCCUCCGGUCGUUACACCGCGAGGAGCGCUCGGAAUCCGUCAUCAGAACUCGAAGGAAGGUCGGCUGCGGGCUGACCUUGAGCCGGGAAGUGGAUGGCGUGUGGAUGUAUAACCGUAGCAACUUUGCCUUAUUUGUCAACUCCCCUACGCUGGAUGCCCUGCCCCCUUCUCGGACGUUGACCGUGCAUAAGCUCCUGCCGGGCUUCUCCAUCAAGAUCUUCGACUUUGCCAAGUCGCAGAUGCUGGAGCACGCCAGGCGAGAGCCCGAACCCCCAGAUGGACCAGUGGAUCCGCACUCCAUCCGCAUCAGCUUCAUCAAAGGAUGGGGACCCCGUUACUCUCGGCAGUUCAUCACCUCUUGCCCCUGCUGGCUUGAGGUUAUCCUGACCAGACCACGUUGACACUGUCCCAAUCUGCAGACAUUUUAUGUACACUUCUAGAUCUAAUAUAAUAUUUUAUAUAUUAUAUAUAUAUUAUAUAUUAUAAUACUGUAAAUAUGGACUCAUUUUUACAAUGUAAUUUAUGGUGCGGUUGUACUCUCCUCUUUGUUAUUAACAAACACAGAUCGAAAAAAAAACAAAUCCCCCUCCAUGGAAAUCCAUGUUAGUUAAGAUAUACCCCCAUUUCUGUACACUUACGGACAGAUUUUCUUUUAUACACCAGAAAUGAUUCACAUUGCAUUUACAGAGAUGAGGCAGAUGGUUGUUACCAAUAAAAACAAUUUAAUAUGCACUCUUGA